AUGGCACACUCUACUCCUGUCAAACCUAGCAGUCGCACUGGGAACAAUCAGCCCUCCUCUGAUGCGCUUCGUAAACAAGAAGUGCUCAAGAAUCUCCUCCAAGACGAAAUUGGUGAUCAAACGUGGCAGUUCGACGCCGAAAGGGUCUCCCGUAUGCUUUCUCCCAAAUGUCUCAAGCCGGGCGGGGACUAUCACUUUUUGGACAAUCACGACUGCGACGUCGACAAACGCUUCUUCAAGGCGGCCCUCACACGAGCCAAAUCGGACCUAGAAAAGACCCUCUUGGAACAAAGUCUCAAUUGGCCGCCCGACAAUGCGGGGGAGCGGCAGUACUAUCAGCCCCUGGCCCAGUUCAUGAACACCUGCUUGAAAGCUUGUCACGCCGCCCUGGACUCUGAUCCGUCAGCUCCCGCCAGGGAUGUACGGUGGUAUCACGACCUCGACUUUAUCAAGUACGACAGAACAACAGGAGAUGGGAUUCGUGCAGCUCAUCCGCUGAAGCCGGAUCUCGCAGGAGGACGAAAAUUGGUUGUGAUAUUCCAGCAGGACCCCUCAGCCACACUCUACUGGAGUCGCAUCGACAAGAGCCAUCACCAGAUCGACAUACCUGUGGAGGUCAAAUUGGACGAGAAAGACAUGGUUGCGCAAGCGGCGUCGUAUGCUCGUUGCCUGUUCAGCGCCAGCCCGUCACGUUUAUUCUCCCUCGUAUUGUGCUUCAAUCAGAAGAAUAAAAGCCUACGUUUUGUCAUCUUCCAUCGUGGGGGCCUGACGGCUUCCCUACCUCUUUACCUUGACACACAAGGAGGCAGGGAAGGAGCGUUGGAACUAUUCCUCUCCAUCACUUGUUGGACGUCUGCCACCGACGCUGGAUUCAACCCGUCGUGCAACGACCUCGAGUACAUGAUCCCGUUAAAUUCCACGGGCACAGAGGGGGUGCGAGCUACAAUCCUGGACAAUUUAUACGAGGCGAUAUGUGUUCGGGGCUCCUCCACCAAGGUCUCGCGUGUAGUUGUCAAGGAUAUUCCGACACAGCCCCCUAACGUCGCGCCUGAGACGACGUCGCAAGGUGCUCCUUCGUUGAAAGCCUUUACCACCGCUCCUCUCAGACGAUCGCCAAGGCUUCGUACUCCUGCCGCACACCAACCGAAUGCAGAGUCUUCGUCUUCGAGCCAAAUCAAGAAACCCUCUUCAAAGCAGACCAAGAAACCGCCUUCCAAGACAACCGCUCAAGCAAAGCCUACCACCGCAGAAGGAACACCAAGCGAAGGCACGACGAAGAAUGAAAAGACGACACAGAGUGAGUCAUGCCCCAUCACGCCUUACAAACGAGAAAACGACAUUGGAUACUUCGAGCCUAGAGGAUUUACCCCGUCACACGAGACGCAAGACCUACGAAAAGAAUUUCAGAAACCACUGAUCGUCAAGAUCUCCUGGCAGCAGGACGAACUCAAAGAGGUUGAGCCGGGGAUGUACAAGGCAUCCAAUGGGAGGUUUGGUACUGUUUCCCAUCUCUGCUCAAAGGAUGAGAUUGAAUCGGCGUUUUGGAAACUUUUCCGAGAUACCCCGCCGAUUGCGGCGGAGACCCGCACUAUGUGUUACUCCUUCUUUUCACUCGAAGGCCGCUCGCUUGUUGAGGCCGAAAGCUCACGCGAGCUUUGUGAAGCACUCAUCCACGGCGUGUUAGGAUGGUUGUCAACCUAUCAAGCUGGAUACCUGCACCGGGACAUCAGCAUUGGGAACUUACUCCUCUGUCCCAACUCUGUUGAGAAAAGUGCUUUUAAAAUAGCAGCAGAUUUCCGCCAGACUGCCACAAAGCCAGCCCAAGAUUUGACGUCGCUCUUUGAAGGUCUUUCGAUCGACUCUAUGCCUCCUAAGUUGAGUGACCUGGAGGAGCAGAUGACGCGGGUGGAGCGACUUGUCGAAGAAUUGGGGGUAUCGACAAAGUGCAUCGCUUUUGUGACCGAUGGCGACAAGGCUAUUUGCUGGGCAUCCUAUUUCCAAGGCCAUAACCGUGGAAGCGAUGAGAGAUCGGGUACAUCAGAGUUCAUGUCUCCCAGGCUCCUCGAGUCCAUAGAGGACGGUACCAGGUAUCUCCAGUCCCCUGUUGAUGAUCUCUUCUCUGUGUAUUGGGUGGCGUUGUGGGCAAUCCUUAACAACAUCCCUACUUCUAGGAGGUCUGACUAUGAGGUGAGGUGGAGAAGGAAGAUCGCAGAGGGGCGUUGGGCUAGGGGUGAUGCUUCUGUGGCCAUCUGCAAACUCGUAGAUCCAGAAGAAACGUCGCACAGUCCUAUCGUGCAACAGUGGUCGCCGGUUCUGAAGGCGUGGUCUCAGUGCCUUGACAGAUUGGAGGAUGACUGGAGACUCCAGGAGGCCAGGCUCUCUCGUCGACUGAAACCUGAAAAUUCGCGUGGAGACUUCUACCUUCCUCUUUUCCACUACUUCGCCCUUCGCGGUGUUGCUGACUUUUUGGAGAUGAUCAAACCCCACUCUACCCGUCUUUAUAAUUGCCCGCCAUUUUUCUAG
Messenger RNA from Cyclocybe aegerita, 2523 nucleotides. Lineage: Eukaryota; Fungi; Basidiomycota; Agaricomycetes; Agaricales; Hemipholiotaceae. The record is from the annotation of a GenBank genome assembly.